This is a messenger RNA of Schizophyllum commune H4-8, 765 nucleotides long. RefSeq lists its product as uncharacterized. Lineage: Eukaryota; Fungi; Basidiomycota; Agaricomycetes; Agaricales; Schizophyllaceae. The record is from RefSeq and is a predicted model, not a curated record. Bases 1 to 765 code for a protein of 254 amino acids. The transcript is spliced from 3 exons.
AUGGAGGGCGUCUUCACGAUCAUCCUGCGGGUCGUGGGCGGUGAAUUGUCAUCAGCUCUCGCCGAAGCAGUCACUCGCCUCACCCGUACCCUUCGACAAUCUCUGGUCUUCUGGCGGGUCUUGGACAGCUUCCGGCGAAGGCAUGACUCCGAGAUGUCGCGACUGCGCCGCCUUGCUCAGGACCAUCCUAUCAUCGCCGAUGUCCUCACUGCGUACGACGCUCGGAUUGAGCAGUUUCACAUAGUGGAGAAGGAAGUUGUGGAACGGAAGAGACGAUGCGCGCACGAUGAGUGCCCGUCGCCGGAGUCAGAUAACACCAAUGAGCGGAUGCGCGCUUGCGCAUGUAGGAGCGUUUGGUAUUGCUCUGUCGACUGUCAGAGGCAACACUGGACGAGCGAGCAUCACGAGAAAUGUGUAUCUGGACACAAGAAACGGGGGCAGACCGCCUCCCGCGACAUACAUUUUAUUGUUGAGCUUGUCCUCGACUAUUGGAAGAAAAAUGAGCGACGCAUCUUGGACGACGCUCUCGCCAUUGACCCUCUUCGCACCCAUCAGCUCGAAGUGUACAUCGACCUUCGUCCUGCCGUUAUCGACCAUACGAUCAGGCUUAUGGGACAGAGGCCCUGCGAGGACACGGCGUGGGCAACAGAGCUAUUCGCGGUAUGGCUGGACCACGGGUAUACCAAUGUGAGCUGCGGUGUUUUCGAGAUGCCGGGAGAGCAUGAGGAAGCCGUACAGGAUGAAAUCGAGGACGAAGCGUCGUAA